AUGUAUUCCAUCUAUCUAUAUCUUUAUAUCUAUUUAAUUUUUCAUCUAUCUAUCGGUCUAUCUAUCGUUUUCAGAAUCUAUCUGCCUAUCCGUGUAUUUUUUUUCUCUCAAGCUAUCUUUCUCUCUAUCUCUCUAUAUAUAUAUGAAUAUCUAUCUAUCUUCCUAUCUAUUAUCUAUCUAUCUAUGUAUCUUUUAAUUUUCAUCUAUCUAUCUAUCUAUCCAAUCUAUCUAUCUAUGAGUCGUUUAUCUAUCCAUGUAUCUAUUCAGAUAUUCUAUCUAUCAUGUCUAUCUAUCUAUCUUUCAUCUUUCCAUCUAUCUAUCUAUCCACGGUCUUUUAAUGAAAAUAUUCAUCUAUCUAUCUAUCUAUCUAUCGAAAUAUCUAUCUAUCUAUCUAAAGAUCUAUCAAUCUAUCUAUCUAUCUAUCUAUCACAUAUCCAUCACUCUAUCUGUCUAUCUUUUAUCUAUGAAUCUAUCUAUCUAUGUAUCUGUCAUAAAAUCUAUCUAUCUAUCUAUCUAGGUCUUUUAAUAUCUAUCUAUCUAUCUAUCUAUCUAUCUAUCUAUCUAUCUAUUCUAUCUAUCUCUUAUCUAAUAUCAAUGAAUCUAUCUAUCUAUCUGGUCUUUUAUUCAUUGAAUCUAUCUAUCCCAUAUCAUUCUAUCUAUCUAUCUAUCUAUCUAUCUAUCUAUCUGUCUUUUAAUUCAAUAAAUCUAUCUAUCUAUCUAUCUAUCUUUUCUUUCUAUCUAUCUAUCUAUCUAUCUAUCGUAUCUUUAUUAUCUAUCUAUCUAUCUAUCUUUAAUUUCUAUCUAUCUAUCUAUCUAUCUUUUAUCUAUCUAUCUAUCUAUCUAUCUAUCUAUCUAUCUCAUCAGUCCCAUGAUUCUAUCUUCAAUCUAUCUAUCUAUCUAUCUCAUCUUUUAAUCUAUCUAUCUAUCUAUCUAUCUAUCUCAGUCUUCUUCUUUUAA
Messenger RNA from Acanthosepion pharaonis, 957 nucleotides. The record is from the annotation of a GenBank genome assembly. Lineage: Eukaryota; Metazoa; Mollusca; Cephalopoda; Sepiida; Sepiidae.